Molecule: messenger RNA, 2307 nt
Organism: Anthostomella pinea
Lineage: Eukaryota; Fungi; Ascomycota; Sordariomycetes; Xylariales; Xylariaceae
Source: the annotation of a GenBank genome assembly
AUGAGCGGCUCAAACAUGGACAGCAGACUCGACAAGAUCGAGUCCCUCUUGACAUCCCUGGUUGGAGUUCAAGAGCAACAGAAGCCUGAGGACAAAGCGUUGGAAGCUCUCGGCGAGUUGAUCAAUAGACACCUAGAGAGUCUGACCGGCACCAUACACAGUCUGGACGAGUCGAUCAGCAAGAAUGUGCACCUGGACAAGGGCGAAUUGAAUGAGAAGAUCGAUUCCAUCAUCGACAACAUGACGAAUGACUUUAAUGACCUUUCCACCAACCUGGAAAACUUGAAACGCACUUCGGACGAGGAGGCUCAGCAUAAACUCGAACAAGCCGUCGCUAACAUCCAACAACAGUUUCCCGCACUCGAGGAGGCGUCUCUAGAGCUUCAGACGCAUAUUCAGCAACUGAGGAAGAGCAACAUCAGUCUUUCAGUCGAGUACGACCCCCUCGUCCGGAGCCCUGGGCGUGGAGUCCCCAUGCAGACUGCUGUCGAGGACCCAGACUGGGCUGAUAUCGAUGACUCAGAAGAGGCAGACGAGCGCAUCAAAGCGCUUGAGAGCCGACUUGCCGAGGCAGAGAAAGAGGGAAACAGCUUGCGGGAGAACCUCGACGAUGCCUUGGCCGAGGUCGAGAAUUUGAAGACCGAGUUCGUCGAUGCUCUCAACACCCGCGAGGAGCUAGACGAGAUGCUGAAUUCUGAUCUGCGACUAGAGCGAGCGCGAUCUCGUGCACUCUUCAACCAGGUCUGUGACCUCAAGGGAAACAUCAGAGUGAUCGCCAGGAUCCGCCCUGCCGCUGUGGAUGCCGCCGAAGAAGACGUGGUGGACUUCGGCGAGCAUCUGCCCGGUGACUUUUCUGACAAAUGGGCGAAGCUUCGCAUUCCCGUAGAGCGUAAGACCGUCACCGGCACAAUAGCCACAGACUUGAAGAACUUUGAGUUUGAGCGCGUGUUCGGCCCAGAGGCGACUAACGAGGACUUGUAUGACGAAGUCAGCGACCUGGCUAUGUCGGCAGUCGAUGGGCGAUCGGUGUGUAUCUUCUCGUAUGGCCAGACUAGCUCUGGCAAGACGUACACAAUGUCGAAGACCCAGGAUGGCCUUAUCCCUCGAUCGAUGGCAACCAUUUUCGACAUGGCGGCCCGCGAUGCCUUGGACUACAAGGUCACUAUUGAGGUCUCCGUUCUUGAGAUCUACCUAGACGACAUCUUCGAUCUCCUCCAGCCUCUCGUCAACGGGGAGAAAACGAAGAUCCGACUCGACCAGGCCACGUUCCAAAACUUGGAAACGCUCCGCGUCGCCGAGGAUCUCCUUGAGGAAGUCGUCACGCGCCGCGAGACGGCCGCAACUCAGAUGAAUGCAGGCUCUUCUCGCUCGCACCUUAUCUUCAACAUCCGUGUUCGCAAGGAGGCGAUGACGGGCGCUACCAAGGGCAAAGUCGACACCGGCCUGCUUACCGUCGUGGACCUCGCGGGCUCCGAGCGCACAGCCUCAGCUGGUACCUCGGGCCUCGCACGGGAAGAGGGCAUCGCCAUCAACCAGUCGCUGUCCGGCCUGAACCGCGUCAUCACCGCUCUCGGCGACGGGACCCCUGCCGCCUACGACACCACUCUGACACGUGCCCUCCGCCCGUCUCUGAGCCAGGGCUGUCGGACUCUGAUGCUGGUGUGCGUGAGCCCAAUGAAGGAGCAUUUGUCCGUAACGCUACAGAGUAUGGAAAAGGGCGCUGAAGCCACCAAGGCUCGCCUGUCGUCUCUGAACCGCGUGGAGAAAUCUACUGCCCCGGCUGCUUCCAAGCCAACUUCUAAGAACCCGAGCGCAGCGGGUUUGAAGCCAUCCAUCCCCGUCAAGGACCGCCGACCAAGACGAACCAAGAGCGCCCAUCAUGUCGUCCAACCGCACCCUCAUGGACUGGAACGCGGAUGUCCUGAGGACAUCCUCAUUGUUUACCAGAAGACAUUGAAGCCGAACCCUGCGCAAUUGGCUGCCAUCGUGGCCUCUCUCCACGAGAUGGGCUACACCUUCACCGGAUCUGCACGUCGCGGUGGAAUGUGUAACGACAUCCAGCGACGUCUGAUCACCAAUAUCCGCGCCGCGCUUACGCGUUACUAUCAGCGUGACAACACCACGAAGGGUGGCAAUGCGGAAGCACCACGAACGCCAAUGGGGCCGUUCUCUACAACUGCGGAUGGCCUUACCGCCAUUGGCACCUCAAAGCCGGAAGAUAAUGAACGAACACUUCUUCGCGCACCAGCCGAUGACGAUGCCGGCGACGAUGCUGGAGACGAUGUCAAAGAAGACGACGACCGGUAG